Messenger RNA from Cucurbita pepo subsp. pepo (vegetable marrow), 880 nucleotides. NCBI's taxonomy places the organism in Eukaryota, Viridiplantae, Streptophyta, Magnoliopsida, Cucurbitales, Cucurbitaceae. The record is from RefSeq and is a predicted model, not a curated record.
AGGCAGAUUUUUCUUUUCUCUUCUUUUUCUUUCUUGUAUGUGACAAAUUUUCUGAGUUGUUUGCUCUGUAAAUCUAACUCCUUGUUGGGUUUGUUGCAUUUUGUUCUUCCUCAGGGUGAAAAUACAUUAAACAGGUAAAGAAAACAAAUGGAAGAACCAAAAGACAGAAAGGAAUAAGAAUUCUGAAGUUAUGGAGCCAUCCCAAAUGUUUGGAGUUUCAGAAGAAUGUCACAGCAGUGAAUCUGGUUGGACUAUGUAUAUUGGAUCCCCUGCUGCUGCUGCUGCUGAUGGUUCCAGUGAUGUUGAUACUGGUGCAGCUUCUGAUGAAGAAGAAGAUGAAGAACACAAAGGCUAUUAUGAUAUUAACCAAGAUGACAGCGAUGACUCCAUGGCUUCUGAUGCUUCUUCAGGCCCAAGUCAUCAACAAAGACGCCAUCCAUUUGGAGGGAUGAAGAAUCCCCCCCAUGCUUUGCUGCCUCUCUUCACCCACCAGAACAAGCCAAACUCAUGCUUAGAAACCAAACCCAAACCCAAACCCAAGAAGCCAUUAAAGAAGAAGCAAAGAGCUGAAAGAAAAGAAGUGAAAGAGCCAAAGAGCUCAGUUCAGAGCAGCUCCAAGGCAAGAAAGAGCAUCUGGAUGGGUAAAAGAAACUAAGGGGAAGAAGCACAGUUCUUCAUUUCAUUGGGUAUUUCAUUUAUGUUUGUUCCUAUGUUUUCCUCUACUUAUGUUCUGUGGUUCCUGUUCUUUUUGUGUAACAAGCAGCCAUUUAUUUACAACAAUCCAGACAAACAAACUACAGUGAUCCAUAUGAGCUUCACAUUAGCCAUUAAUGGAUGUUUUUCCUUACAGAAACUGAGCUUCUAAAGAACACAUAAAUGG